AUGUCUAGAGAGGAAGUAUUAGAAAACUUAAAUACUAUUGUUGAGUCAGGACUCGAGUUUGUCCUCGAUAACGAAGAAGCUAUAGUUAUCUCUAUUUUGGUGGUAUGCACAACUUCUAUUGCUGUCGACUUUAUAAGACUAAAACAGGAAAACCCUAAGACUUCAUGGAAGAGUAUCGUAUCCGCCUUUUUUCCUAGUGUUUUAGCCACGGGCGCUGCUAUUAAGUAUAUAUCUGCUACUUUCCCCACCACUAAUCAAGUGCUCUUCUUGCUAGCUGUGUUGGUGUCAGCAAAGCUCAGCAAAUGGGUUGACUUAGAAAGAAAAGUGAAGCCCUACGUAGAAGAGAGCGUUCUUGCAAGAUUGGCCUUGAAAAAUUACUCUAGGUUAACGGGCUGGUUGAAUUUUGUACCAAAUUUCGGUUACUAUAUCUGGUUAUUGAUUGUUUGGGAAUGGCUCAGAAGAGGUGAUAGAGUAGAAGAUGAUAGAGUUAAAAAUAUUUCCCCUGUGCCUAAUAGUAAGCUAAGCUUAUCACUAGAACUUGGCCUGUUUGCUGUUAUCUUAAUCGAUCAGCUUAUAUAUUUAAAGAAAAUCUUGUUCCAAUUCAAGAGGAAGGGCGUUUUCGGCAAGUUUAUCACAUUAGUUUACUUCCUUUUGGCUGCUACGUUCUUACUGCCACCAGUCAGCUUGAUAUCCAGAAGGUUGAAAGAAGAAGGAGUCUUUUAG
Dujonia railenensis is the source of this 723-nucleotide messenger RNA. NCBI's taxonomy places the organism in Eukaryota, Fungi, Ascomycota, Pichiomycetes, Serinales, Debaryomycetaceae. The record is from the annotation of a GenBank genome assembly.